Beta vulgaris subsp. vulgaris (sugar beet) is the source of this 1242-nucleotide messenger RNA. RefSeq lists its product as uncharacterized. Gene Ontology annotation, molecular function: zinc ion binding. The transcript has 4 exons. The record is from RefSeq and is a predicted model, not a curated record. The coding region runs from base 1 to 1242 and encodes 413 amino acids. Lineage: Eukaryota; Viridiplantae; Streptophyta; Magnoliopsida; Caryophyllales; Amaranthaceae.
AUGACAGAUCAUUAUAGGAAGGUUAUGCCUUAUUUGGAGGCUCUUAAAACAUCCAGUCCUGGUACAAGUGUGGAGUUGGUUACAACAGUGGGUAAAGGGGGGGCACCUGUUUUUCAGAGGUUUUUUACAUGCUUUGAGGGGCUGCAAAAAGGGUUUAUGGAGGGAUGUAGAAAGGUAAUAUGUGUUGAUGCAUGUUUUCUUAAGACUUUUUUGGGUGGACAAUUGUUAUCUGCUGUGGGGAGAGAUGGGAAUGAGCAGAUGUAUCCCAUAGCAUGGGCAGUUGUAGAGAGUGAGAAUAACGAGUCAUGGCAGUGGUUUUUUGAUCACAUUCAAGCUUGCCUACAACUUGGAGAUGGUGAAGGAGUUGCCAUCAUUUCUGAUGAACAUCAAGCUAUAGUCAAUGCUGUGGCUACUGUUCUACCCAAGGCAGAACACAGACAUUCUUAUAAUCAAGCUGAUUAUAAUGAGGCUCUUGAAGAAUUGGGGGUAAUCAGUGAAGAUGUUGCAAAUGCUUUUAAAGCAUACAACCCCCAGUUAUUCUGCAGGGCAUUCUUGGAUUGUUCUAUGAGGACUAAUGCCAUCACCAACAACAUGGCAGAGACCUUCAAUGCAUAUAUUAUCAAUGCAAGGACAAAGCACCUGCUGUACAUGAUGGAAGACAUCAGAGCUGCUCUGAUGCAGAGACUUGUGCUCAAAAGGCAGGAAAUGGAGAAGGUUACAUCUGCUUUGUGUCCAAGAAUUCAAGCCAUGUUGGAGAAAGAGAAAGAAAAUGCUGCAAAGUAUGAUGUGCUUCCCUCCACAGACAAUUUAUUCAAUGUCAACUACUAUUUGGACCAGUUGGUUGUGGAUCUAAAUGCAAGGACAUGCACCUGUAGGAAGUGGGAGAUGAAGGGUGUGCCUUGCUGUCAUGCCAUUACAUUUAUUUAUUUUCAGAAUAAGGAAGCUGAAGAUUUUGUUGAUCAUGUUUACAGGAAGGAUGUUUACUUAGCAGCAUAUGCAGGUUCCAUUCCACCAUUAGAAGGGGACAGACAUUGGCCAAGGGUGCCAUGUGAACUACAACCCCCUCCUAUCAAAAUAGGUCCAGGUAGACCUAGAAAGAAUAGGAGGAGGGACCCUGAGCAAGACCCUAAGAAGCCUGGAACCUUGAAGAGAACUGGAUCUGAAAUGACUUGCAGCCUAUGCAAGGUCAAGGGCCACAAUAAAAGGAGGUGUCCAAACAGGGACACCAUAUACUGUGCCUGA